AUGUCCUCCACCUGUAACACAAACGUGCUCUCUUCGUCAGAGAAGAAGCGGCUGCGGGACAGAAGAGCUCAGCAGACGUUGCGCGAAAAACGCCAGAAUCGUAUGCUGGAGCUCGAGGCCCGCGUGGCCUUUUGCGAGAGGAAUCAUGGAGCAGUCACCAAACAGGAAGUAUUAGAUCAGAGUGGAGUUCAAGAUCCCGACGUGCAGAAGCUACUUGAUACAGUGGAGAGCUUACGACGGGAGAAUAAUCGAUUGCGCGAGCGGCAGGAGAGUCUGCGCCAGAUGGUAGGAACGUGGGAUUUAAGUGAAGAGCAUGAUCAGAAACAAUGGAAUGAUGAGAAGAAACGCGCCUUCAGAUCCUCGAGUGGUGUGUUCUCUAAUGGCGGCGGCCAGGCAUUUUCCGAGAGCAAUUACGAGGCUUCUUCGAGUCCCGGGGCUGAGAAUCAUUAUCAGAAUAUCACUGCUACUGCGGCAACGAUGAACAGGAUCGACCCCAAACUGGAAGCACAUUCGGGGAUACCAGCUACACUACCUAUAUCAGCGUUAACCUCCUUCGCCAAUACGAUUUCUCUACCACAUAACUUCUCGCCCACUCCACACCCGGUCGUCCACCUGCCAUCUCCGCCUGCUAUAUCAUCCUCGGUUCCAGUCUGGUGUCGCGUACCACGCAACAGCUACGAUACCAACAACACAAACGUCGUCCCAUUGAUAUCCGCACGUUGGUUCUCGCAUCCCGAACUGGUUACUUCCUGUCCCUUGCAACCGUCUCCUCUCGACUUGUUGUACGGCACACGCCGAAAUUACCUGGCAAAUAAUAUCCACGACCUAGUCCGCCAACGCGCGCUCCGAGACGCCGAAACCGUCGCCAUUGGAUAUCUCAUAUACAACUAUAGCAAGUGGCGUGCGUCGCCCACACCCGCUACUUUCGCCCGCUUAGUCCCCUUCCAGCAUCCAACCCCCCUCCAACUAGAGCAGGACCAUUUCGGCGGAAUCGACAUGAUGAUCUGGCCGAAGAUGCGGGAGAACAUGAUUCGUCGUUGGCACGAGCUCGAUUUCGUGGAGGUCUUUGAUUUUUUGUCUUGUUGUAUGAAGGUGCGCUGGCCGUGGAAUAAGGAUAUGUUGGAACGGGAUGCGGAGGAUAAUCUGCAGAUUCGGGAGGAUUUUAGGCAGAUUUUUAGUCGGGAGGAUGGUUGGGGAUUGACGGCGGAGUUUAUUGAUCGGUAUCCGAUGUUGUUGGAGGGGAUGGAUUUGGAGGCGUUGAGGUUUGAGAUUGCGUUUCCGACGGAGAUUAUGCGGAUGUUCAUGGCCGAUAUCAAAUUGCAUGCCAUGUGA
This is a messenger RNA of Talaromyces stipitatus ATCC 10500, 1332 nucleotides long. RefSeq lists its product as uncharacterized. The transcript has 2 exons. NCBI's taxonomy places the organism in Eukaryota, Fungi, Ascomycota, Eurotiomycetes, Eurotiales, Trichocomaceae. The record is from RefSeq and is a predicted model, not a curated record. Bases 1 to 1332 code for a protein of 443 amino acids.